AUGAUGGCCACGUCACAGGAUUAUUUUGGCAAUCCGUACGCCCUCUUCCGCGGACCGCCCACCACAUUGAGGCCGCGGGAGUCGCCGCUGGGGGUGGGCCACCCUCACAGUCACGGGCACAUGCACAGCCACGCCCACGCCCAUGGGCAUGGCCACGCCCACUCGCACUAUGCGGCCUUGGACUUGCAGACGCCGCACAAGCGGAACAUCGAAACGGAUGUGCGGGCUCCGCCGCCGCCAUUGCCGCCGCCGCCGCUCCCGCUUCCGCCCGCAUCCCCUAGGUACAACACUGACCAAGGAGCGAUGGACCAGCAAUUCUGCUUGCGCUGGAACAAUCAUCCCACAAAUCUGACCGGCGUGCUCACCUCUUUGCUGCAGCGGGAGGCGCUAUGCGAUGUCACGCUCGCCUGCGAGGGCGAAACAGUCAAGGCUCACCAAACCAUACUGUCAGCCUGCAGUCCGUACUUCGAGACGAUUUUCCUACAGAACCAGCACCCACAUCCCAUCAUCUACUUGAAAGAUGUCAGAUACGCCGAGAUGCGCUCCCUGCUCGACUUCAUGUACAAGGGCGAGGUCAACGUGGGUCAGAGUUCGCUGCCCAUGUUUCUCAAAACGGCCGAGAGCCUGCAGGUGCGUGGUCUCACAGAUAACAACAAUCUGAAUUACCGCUCCGAUUGCGACAAGCUGCGCGAUUCGGCGGCCAGCUCGCCGACCGGACGUGGUCCGAGCAACUACACCGGCGGUCUGGGCGGCGCUGGGGGCGUAGCCGAUGCGAUGCGCGAAUCCCGCGAAUCCCUGCGAUCCCGCUGCGAACGGGAUCUGCGCGAUGAGCUGACGCAGCGCAGCAGCAGCAGCAUGAGCGAACGCAGCUCGGCGGCAGCAGCGGCGGCGGCGGCAGCAGCAGCGGUAGCCGCAGCCGGCGGUAAUGUGAAUGCGGCUGCCGUCGCCUUGGGGCUGACCACGCCCACCGGCGGCGAACGAUCUCCGAGCGUGGGCAGUGCCAGCGCAGCGGCGGCAGCAGCGGCGGUUGCUGCAGCGGUUGCAGCGGCCGCCAAUCGAAGUGCCAGCGCCGACGGAUGCAGCGAUCGCGGCAGCGAGCGGGGAACGCUCGAGCGGACGGACAGUCGCGACGAUCUGUUGCAGUUGGAUUACAGCAACAAGGAUAAUAACAAUAGCAACAGCAGCAGUACCGGCAACAACAACAAUAAUAACAACAACAACAACAAUAGCAGCAGCAACAACAACAACAACAAUAGGGAGCGCAACAACAGCAGAGAGCGGGAAAGAGAAAGGGAGCGGGAGCGUGAGCGUGAGCGGGACAGGGACAGGGAGCUGUCCACCACGCCGGUGGAGCAGCUGAGUAGUAGUAAGCGCAGACGUAAGAACUCAUCAUCCAACUGUGAUAACUCGCUGUCCUCGAGCCACCAGGACAGGCACUACCCGCAGGACUCUCAAGCCAACUUUAAGUCGAGUCCCGUGCCCAAGACGGGCGGCAGCACAUCGGAGUCGGAGGACGCCGGUGGCCGCCACGACUCGCCGCUCUCGAUGACCACCAGCGUCCACCUGGGCGGCGGUGGGGGCAAUGUGGGCGCGGCCAGUGCCCUGAGCGGUCUGAGCCAGUCGCUGAGUAUCAAACAGGAGCUGAUGGACGCCCAGCAGCAGCAGCAGCAUCGCGAACACCACGUGGGCCUGCCGCCCGAUUACUUGCCGAGCUCCGCCCUGAAGAUGCACGCGGAGGACAUGUCGACGCUGCUGUCGCAGCACGCGAUGCAGGCGGCAGAUGCGCGGGAGGAGCACAACGAUACCAAACAGCUGCAGCUGGACCAGACGGACAAUAUCGACGGUCGCGUCAAGUGUUUUAACAUUAAGCACGACCGUCAUCCGGAUCGGGAACAGGAUCGAAAUCUGAAGCACGAUUCAGGCGUUGGCGAAGUGCUCGUGGUGGAUCGCGAUCGUGACAUGGAUGCGGAGGAGGAACCAGAGCCGGAGGAUAUUGAGGAGGCAGCCGCCUACCAUCAUGCCACGCCUCCCAAGUACCGAAGGGCGGUGGUGUAUGCUCCUCCGCAUCCGGAUGAGGAGGUAGCUUCCGCUUCGGGAUCGGAGAUCUAUGUGGACAGUGGCUACAACUGCGAGUACAAGUGCAAGGAGCUCAAUAUGCGCGCCAUUCGCUGCAGUCGCCAGCAGCACCUGAUGUCCCAUUAUCCGCCGCACCACCCGCACCACCGAUCGAUGAUGGAAUGUCCGGCGGAGGCGGCCUACUCCCCACCCGUGGUGGCCAGCAGUCCAGCUUAUCUGACCAGCAACGGAGCGGUGCAGCAGUUGGAUUUGAGCAGCUACCAUGGAACCCAUCACCACCACCACCACCAUCAUCCGGCUCCCUUGCCACUGGCACCCGCACCACCCAGUAGUCAUCCUCAGAGCUCGCCGCACUAUCCAACCGCCUCGGUAUCCGUAUCGGGAUCGGGUUCGGGAUCUGGAUCGGUUUCAAUAUCAGGAUCGGUAUCUGCGGCAUCCGCACCACCUUCGGUGGCCACGUCGGCGAUCUCGCCGCAACCCAGCUCCAGUUCGAGUGGUUCCACUGGAUCAUCGGCCGCCGCGGUGGCUGCUGCUGCAGCGGCGGCGGCCAAUCGGCGGGACCACAACAUCGACUACUCCACCCUGUUCGUCCAGCUGUCGGGCACGCUGCCCACACUGUACAGAUGCGUUAGCUGCAACAAGAUCGUGUCGAAUCGGUGGCACCACGCCAACAUCCAUCGGCCGCAGAGUCACGAGUGUCCUGUCUGCGGGCAGAAGUUCACGCGCCGGGAUAAUAUGAAGGCGCACUGCAAGAUCAAGCAUGCGGACAUCAAGGAUCGAUUCUUUAGCCACUAUGUACAUAUGUGAUCACUUCUCUAGGCAGGCAAAACAAAUCAAAUCAAAAGUCAGUAACAAAAUGAAAGGUUUUCACUACUAAGGUGUUUUAAGUAACCAGCAACGUAUACGUAAUCUAGAGUGAGGAGCCAACAGCCAUCUUGGUUGGGUGUACAUCUACAUAUAUCUAUUUAUAAACCUUAUAAAGAAAAAAACCAGAAAAAAAAAAAAAAAAAAAAAAAAAAGAAACCUAUGCUACACGUAGUUGAUUUCAAGACUUUAAACUACUUAUUGUUAAAUCGUCUGAACCUCUCUAGAUGCUUUUUUGUAGGACACUAGCAAACCAAAUGGAUUAUUAUAUCGAUAUAGCAAUACCGCGACCAGUACUCAGUGGAGGGAAACUUUGACAAGUAUUAUAUGUAGAAUUCCAAUCGAUUUCCGCGUCAGUUAUUAUUGUUUUAUUUUAAUACUUAACAUGUGCUGUAGUGAAUGUUGACUAAUUUUUCGUUCGUGUCAUUUUGUGCCAUAUUAGCUAAUCUCUCUUCUAGUCCAUAGGCCCUAAGGUCGCAAAAAGAUAAUUAAAUAAACGUAAAAUUCGUAUUGAUAAAGUAAAGUGCGAAAAAGCAACGAAAAUCGAGACUAUUUUUUGAGAAUUUCUCUCUACUUAGCUUUGUAGAACCACACAACUUUGUCUCACUACAAAUUAAAUUCGCUUCGAAAAUAUUCAGAUAGCGUCCAAUUUCAAAACCGAUUGGCCAGAGCCCCAGAGAAAAACCACGGGUAACUGAAGUUGGCCGCUCUCCUGAUCAAUAUCUUUGGCAAAACACCCACCGAAGUUGAUUGGAGUUGCUCUCAAAGCGAUUGAUAUUUGUUUAAAUUACCAUUAACCAUUGACGAUCAGUGCUUUGCUAAAGGACAAAUUCAAAUCAGAUUUUAUCGAAAACUGUACUUAAACAUAGCUAUAGACAACAAUCUAGCAAUGAAUCCAAUUAAUUAACACUUAAAUACAGAAUAUACAAGUACAUAUAUGUGAAACGGAUAAAUCAAUAUUUAACAUCUUUAACUUUACUUAAUAAAUCUCUUUCAAAUCAAA
Messenger RNA from Drosophila ficusphila, 3943 nucleotides. It is a transcript of the gene fru, whose product is annotated as sex determination protein fruitless. Gene Ontology annotation, cellular component: nucleus. The record is from RefSeq and is a predicted model, not a curated record. NCBI's taxonomy places the organism in Eukaryota, Metazoa, Arthropoda, Insecta, Diptera, Drosophilidae. The transcript is spliced from 7 exons. Gene Ontology annotation, molecular function: protein binding. Bases 1 to 2883 code for a protein of 960 amino acids. Gene Ontology annotation, biological process: regulation of transcription by RNA polymerase II.